AUGGCCAACCUCAACAACGCUUCGUGGUCCAGCGGCCUCUGCGGCUGCACCCACGACGUCCGCAGCUGCUGCCUGACGCUCUUCUGCCCGUGCAUCGUCUUCGGGAGAAUCGCCGAGAUCGUCGACAAGGGAGCCACAUCUUGCUGUAAGAGCGGCACGGCGUACACGCUGCUGGCCACGGCGACGGGGCUGGGCGGCUGCCUCUACUCCUUCGGCUACCGCUCCAGGCUGCGGGAGCAGUACGGGCUGGAGGAGAAGCCCUGCGGCGACUGCUGCGUCCACUGGUUCUGCGAGCCCUGCGCCCUCUGCCAGGAGUACCGCGAGCUCCAGACCCGCGGCUUCGACAUGGCCCUCGGGUGGCAAGGGAACAUGGAGAGGAUGGGCAAGAGCGGUGCGACCGCCGCACCGCGGACGCACCAGGGGAUGACUCGCUAG
Molecule: messenger RNA, 435 nt
Organism: Triticum dicoccoides
Lineage: Eukaryota; Viridiplantae; Streptophyta; Magnoliopsida; Poales; Poaceae
Product: cell number regulator 2-like
Exons: 4
Coding region: 1-435 (144 amino acids)
Source: RefSeq, a predicted model, not a curated record